Messenger RNA from Punctularia strigosozonata HHB-11173 SS5, 613 nucleotides. RefSeq lists its product as uncharacterized. The transcript is spliced from 4 exons. Lineage: Eukaryota; Fungi; Basidiomycota; Agaricomycetes; Corticiales; Punctulariaceae. Gene Ontology annotation, molecular function: kinase activity. The record is from RefSeq and is a predicted model, not a curated record. The coding region runs from base 91 to 516 and encodes 141 amino acids.
GUUCCAUCCAGCAGCGGAGGCUUUCUACGGCUUCAGCUUCACAGUCUCUGCCGGUUGGGUCUUUGGAACUCUUCUCAGCGAUCUGCGAUCAUGGUAUCGCGUGCAGUCCAUGUAGCCCGAUUGUUCAGUCCUACCUAUGCUUCCAGGGUGAAUGCCCAAAUUGUCUACCCUGCAUCUCAUGCGGUUGUCAAGCCGAACGAGCUGUACUCGGCUCUCGCGAGACCCCUUAUGACGGCUACUUACGAGCCUGACCGACCUGUCACUUAUCUGGCCGCCACGCUCGCCUACGGUAUCAUUCAAGGGCAUCCAUUCUUUGACGGUAAUAAGCGGACAGCAUUCUUCCUGGCGAACGAGUUCAUGCGGAUAUGCGGUCUUCGUGGUCUGACUGCUCAAGAUGGCGAUACCCUCACACCCGAGGAGCUGAUACGAUUAGCAGACCGGCAUAUAAGUGUAGCACAAGGGAACUUAGGUGUCGACGGUUUGGAAUACAAGCUACCAGGAGAUGUCGGACCAUAGCUCCCGGUGCGCUGUCCCAGGUUGAUAACGGCUCGUUUUGUCGUAUACCAGUUUCCCCAAAUAUCGAUUAGAGGCAUCCUGCAUCGAGCACCAUAAU